AUUCCCUUUUGUGUUUCGUUACUUCCAUUCUCCUCGACUGUGAUCUGUUUAAGUUUUUUUUCGAAGUGUUGAUAUUCAUUAUCACAUUGCACUGAAAAUACAUCAACGCCACAAUCAUCUACUUCAUAACCCCACCAAGAAACGAUACAAACCAUCUCCUCUCAUCCUGAUCCUCAUACCCAUCCUCGAAAAUCAAAUGAAAGACAAUACCUGCGUUUUCGUCCCAGAUACCACAACACACCAACAUACCACCCACCCACUCCCCCACACCGCGCAGCGACACCACACCCACCCCCCCUUCCCAUCACCGUACCCAACAACCCCAGACACGCCGACGCGUCUAUUCAACUCACUCAUCCACCCCAUCACAUUGACUCUACACCUCCCACAUCCCACCUCAUCAUACCUCCUCCCCCACGACUCCCGAAAUCACACCGAUCGUCGAGCUUGUUUCAUCCCAUCCCAUCCCUUACCUCACCAUUUCAUCCACUCACCACUAACCGGUACCUCCUCAGACACAAAAAACCUACGACAAAGACAACAGUGAGGACGGAGGGGUCCCGGGACGCAGCGGUGUUAUCACCGUGUCAUGAAUCUCGCGUGAGUACGAGGGUGGUGUCUACUGCUUCGUACUUAACCUGCUGAGAGAGGCAAGAGACAGGGGGGGUUGCAAUUGAGGG
Messenger RNA from Aaosphaeria arxii CBS 175.79, 680 nucleotides. RefSeq lists its product as uncharacterized. The coding region runs from base 197 to 547 and encodes 116 amino acids. NCBI's taxonomy places the organism in Eukaryota, Fungi, Ascomycota, Dothideomycetes, Pleosporales. The transcript has a single exon. The record is from RefSeq and is a predicted model, not a curated record.